AUGACUGUUUUAGAUAAUGAUACGUUUCUCAUACGACUCUCUGAAGUUUUCAAAGCGGCCGAACCAAUCGGAAGAAAGGUCUCAUUGUCCAUGAAACGAUACACUUAUGACGAAAGAAAACUAAUUGCCAAACAACAAAAAGAGAAAACCGAGCCUUCAUCAGAGGCUAAAACCGUGUCAUCGGAUAAGGAAUAUCCUUGUCUUUUCAGAGCUGUCUGCGGAAAGACCAAGCUCUCUACAGUUGUAUGUUUAUUACAAAUGUCAGCUUCUAAUUGA
Molecule: messenger RNA, 276 nt
Organism: Paraglomus occultum
Lineage: Eukaryota; Fungi; Glomeromycota; Glomeromycetes; Paraglomerales; Paraglomeraceae
Source: the annotation of a GenBank genome assembly